Amblyraja radiata (thorny skate) is the source of this 872-nucleotide messenger RNA. It is a transcript of the gene aicda, whose product is annotated as activation-induced cytidine deaminase. Gene Ontology annotation, cellular component: nucleus; cytoplasm. Bases 29 to 610 code for a protein of 193 amino acids. The record is from RefSeq and is a predicted model, not a curated record. Gene Ontology annotation, biological process: cytidine to uridine editing. Gene Ontology annotation, molecular function: RNA binding; zinc ion binding; cytidine deaminase activity. NCBI's taxonomy places the organism in Eukaryota, Metazoa, Chordata, Chondrichthyes, Rajiformes, Rajidae. The transcript has 3 exons.
UCUCUCUCUCACUCCCCACAGCUGCCUGAUGACCAAGAAGAAGUUCCUGUACCACUUCACCAAUGCCCGCUGGGCAAAGGGGAGGCAUGAAACAUAUGUGUGUUACGUAUUGGAGCGCCGGGACAGCCCCGUCUCCCGCUCGCUGGACUUCGGCUACUUGCGGAACAUUCCGGGCUCCCACGCCGAGGAGCUGCUCCUCCGGAUACUGUCCGGCUGGCCCCUCGACCCCCUCAGGCCCCUGUGCCUCACCCUCUACGCCUCCUGGAGUCCCUGCGCCCAGUGCUCCCUCCGCCUCGCCACCUUCCUCCAGCGAUGGCCCAACCUCACUCUCCGUCUAUUCGUGGCCAGACUCUACUACUGCCAGGGCUCUGGACCCCACCCCGGGGGGCUACGGAGGCUGAGGGGGGCGGGGGUCAGUCUGGGGGUCAUGGGGUACACAGAUUAUUCCUACUGCUGGGAUAAUUUUGUGGCACGUCGGGGGUCCCUGUUCAAGGGGUGGGACGGGCUGCAGUCAAAUUCAGUAAGGAUUUCACGUCUGCUCCGUAGAAUUCUACAGCCAUUGGAUGAAUUUGAAGACUUCAGCGAGACCUUCCUAAUGCUCGGCCUUUGACCUUCGACUUGAUCUCUCCUUCCCUCCCCUCCUCUUCCCUUAAUUUCCCUCCCUCUCCUACUUCUUCCCUUCCUCUGCCCUUGCCUCCUCUUUCCUCCUCCCCUUGCCCCUCUCUACCCUCCCCUUACGUCCCCAGGGUGAUGGUAGCAGAAGUUAGAUCGGCCUUCUUGACAGUAAACCCACACCAAGUCAUUGGUCCUGAUGGAGUUCCGCCUCGUGUCCCCAGUAGCUGCAUGGACCAGCUAGCGGGAGUAUUUCGCGG